CUUACGUCAUCGUGUUAACUGCGGAAGUGGACACGUGUGGUUGAAGGGUUCGCCACCUCGCAUACUGAGAGGCCACGACUCUUCUUCAGGAUCAGAAGUCAGUUAUCCUCAUCGUCAUCUUCCUCUCCAUCAUGGCCGUGAGAGCGUCCUUUGAGAAGAACAACGAGAUCGGCUGCUUCGCCAAACUAACCAACACCUACUGCCUGGUGGCUAUCGGCGGCUCGGAGAACUUCUACAGUGUGUUUGAGGGCGAGUUGUCAGAAACCAUCCCGGUGGUUCACGCCUCCAUCGCAGGCUGUCGCAUCAUCGGGAGGUUGUGUGUCGGGAACCGUCAUGGCCUUCUGGUGCCCAACAACACAACAGACCAGGAGCUGCAGCACAUCAGAAACUGUCUGCCAGAGGUUGUGAAGAUCCAGCGAGUGGAGGAGAGGCUGUCUGCGCUCGGGAACGUCAUCGCCUGCAAUGACUACGUUGCACUGGUGCACCCCGAUCUCGACAGGGAGACGGAGGAGAUCCUUGCGGACACGCUGCAGGUGGAGGUUUUCCGUCAGACGGUUGCAGAGCAGGUCCUCGUCGGCUCCUACUGCGCCUUCAGCAACCAGGGAGGCCUCGUCCACCCAAAGACGUCCAUCGAAGACCAGGACGAGUUGUCGUCUCUGCUGCAGGUCCCCCUGGUGGCCGGCACUGUGAACCGGGGCAGCGAGGUCAUCGCGGCGGGGAUGGUGGUCAACGACUGGUGCGCUUUCUGUGGGCUGGACACCACCAGCACUGAGCUGUCUGUUAUCGAGAGCGUCUUUAAACUCAGUGACUCGGCACAGCCGUCUGCUAUCGCCACCAGCAUGAGAGACUCGCUGAUCGACAGCAUGGCGUAGAAGCUGCGUCAGUUUCCUGCCGUGGAGGAGCCCUGCCACACAAAGCUGCUGGACCGCAUUUCCUUCAACACAAACUUGCUUCCUUUUUCUGUCAGAUCCCCCAGUUUUCACCUGCAGCCGUAUUAAAGUAUCACUUUUUGAAUAUAUUUGAGCAGAGAGAAGUUUGAGCUGCUCGUUCUCGUCGUGGAAGCUUCUGAUGGACGGAGUUAAACUAGCUGCAGUCUUGUUUCAGUGUGUUGGGAGGAAAAGUGCAGUAACAGAGUGAUGUGAAUGUUUUCUUUUUUUUGUGCUGCUGUUUGAAGCCUAAGUCCACACAGUCAGCUGCUUAGACAUGUUUGGUUUCCUGUAGUCAUAAGAUUAAAAUCAUCUCCAUUUUCUUAAUAUUUACAGAUAAAUUUUCUCCAGUCUGACCCGUUGGAUCAUGUGAAGGCUGCAGAAAGCAAACAUGAAUUUUAAAAGUAAAAAAGAAGGUGAUAAUUGGCCUGAAUGAGCGCUCAGAAAGCUUCAGUCUGAGGUCUGAAAUCAACAUUUGGUUUUGCAGCAUCCAGAAAAUGAAAACAUGAUGCAGUGAGAUGAAAAAGUGUUUGUUCGUGUUUAUGCAGAAAUGAGGUUUUUUCAUCAGACUGUAUGAAAUGAGACAAAUUGGACACAACCAAUGUUUCCUUGGACUUCUUACUGUAAAUAAAGUAAACCCUCUUUU
Messenger RNA from Melanotaenia boesemani (Boeseman's rainbowfish), 1572 nucleotides. RefSeq names its product eukaryotic translation initiation factor 6 (gene eif6). Lineage: Eukaryota; Metazoa; Chordata; Actinopteri; Atheriniformes; Melanotaeniidae. The record is from RefSeq and is a predicted model, not a curated record. The transcript is spliced from 7 exons. Gene Ontology annotation, biological process: assembly of large subunit precursor of preribosome; maturation of LSU-rRNA; cytosolic ribosome assembly. Gene Ontology annotation, cellular component: preribosome, large subunit precursor; nucleolus; cytosol. Gene Ontology annotation, molecular function: ribosomal large subunit binding. The coding region runs from base 132 to 872 and encodes 246 amino acids.